Molecule: messenger RNA, 3005 nt
Organism: Daucus carota subsp. sativus
Lineage: Eukaryota; Viridiplantae; Streptophyta; Magnoliopsida; Apiales; Apiaceae
Product: transcription factor LHW
Exons: 10
Coding region: 639-2798 (719 amino acids)
Biological process (GO): regulation of DNA-templated transcription
Molecular function (GO): DNA-binding transcription factor activity; protein dimerization activity
Source: RefSeq, a predicted model, not a curated record
AAACAAAUUAAUAAUGACACUACCCCCAACCCUUUCACCCCUAUAAACCAUUUCAUUCUCUACUCCACUUAUUUUUUCAACAAAAAAUUGCAACUUUUUUCUUGUGUCACUUUUUUCUUCUUGUCAAAGUGAUAAAGUUUUCAUCUUUUUGCGUUUCUUGAUCAAAUGAGCUAGAUUUGAGCUUCAUCUUUGAAAGAUAUGGAAGCCCAUGAGUCUGAUCUCUACUUUCUUUGAUUUUCUUGGGUUUUUGUAAGGUGAUUUCAAGAUUUUCAUUUUUCUUGAAACCCCACUUGUUGUUUUGCCUUAUUUUGUGUUUGAUUGAUGAAGAACUUAUCAAGUUUGAGUCUUUUUGUUGUUUUUGAAUCUGGGUCAUACUCAUUCUCAUACAAAGUUUGAGUCUUUAUAUAUAUAUAUAGUGGUGAAUAGUUGUUCUUCAGGGAUAAAGAGAAAGGGGGUGUUCAGAAAUGAGGUUUAUUUCAACUGGGCCACCAAUAAAAAAGAGAGCUGGUUUGAGGAUUAAGCAAGCAGGGAGAGGUUCAUACCGUGCAAGUUAGUUUAGAUUGUUAAAUUUAGAUUGGGUUGCAAAAUUUACAUUUAUUUAGAAGUUUUAAGAGACCCCUUGAAGAAAUUUUAGAAGAAUGGAGAGUACAUCAUUGAGGCAGUUGUUGCAGACCAUCUGCUACAGUUCUCCUUGGAAGUAUGUACUCUUUUGGAAGUUUCAGCAGCAUAACCAAAUGCUUCUGACAUUAGAAGAAGGCUACUGUCAAACUCCCCAAGAGAGAAAUUCCGCAGAAGGCAUAUCAGAUAAUAUCCGCUAUAACGAGUCACACAGAUUUUCUUCACCCAAAGAUAAGUACAAAUGCAACAAUGAAGAUAUGGGUACCGAUCCUGUGGAACUAGCUCUGGCUUACAUGUCAAGUGCUCAGCACACUUUGGGUGACGGUAUUGUUGGUGAGGUGGCACAUAACGGAAUCUACUACUGGACUUCUGCUGAUUGUAUGUCAAGUGGUGCAUUAAGCUUCAAACAUGAGUGUUCGAGCGAUUGGGUAUUUCAAUUUGCAGCAGGUAUCAAGACUGUUCUCCUGGUGCCGGUUCUUCCACAUGGAGUGCUACAACUUGGUUCACUGGAAAAGGUUGCUGAGGAUCAGGCAGUAGUUGCUAAUAUCAAAAAUAUGUUUUUCGCUUUUCAAGAACUUCUGGGGAAUUUUAACCUUGUCUCAGAGAAUAUGCAGUUGCCUUUUAAUUCAGCACCAUCAAUAAUGUGCCCUAUGGCAAAGAAUGUAAUGUCAGACCGGACCAUGAAUGGUAUAAAAUGUGAAAAACCAAAUGAGAUUUUCAGUAUCAGUCAACCAUACCACAUGUUCUCAAUGGAUCAGAUUACACAAUCAAACAGGGCUGAGAAUUCAGGAGGAAUAUACUUGGAUGAUGUGCUGAAAGUGUCUACUAGUUCUAUCGAAAAUGAUGCCAAAGUCCUAUCUAUCCAUUCCGCAGAAGAGCAUGAAGGCCUCGUACCACUUUGUCAGAGAUUUAAUUCCAACAUGAUCGGUAAUGAAAAUAGUUUCUUUAACUUUCCUCAUACUGGAGAACAGUUUCAGUCCGUGAAUGACAAUAUGGCGGCACUAGGCAGUUUUACUACAAAUAUAGUAUCUUGUUCAGAUUGGGUUGUUGGCACAAAGUCGCCAGUUUACAAGGAUUUCGAUAAUCUUGACACUUUCUUCAGCUUCCCAGAAGACUGUGAACUUCACAAGGCACUUGGUUCUACAACUAUGGGAUCCCACAGUAAAUUCUCAAGAAAUAGCCCUCCUUUGGCCGAGGAAGAGUACAAUUUUUCGAAUUUGAUAAGCAGUGGUAAUUUCAAUGGUUAUACUGAGCCAGCAGUCUUGGAAACAAGGGGGCCUAUAAUGAAAGAUGAUAAUGAACAUCUGUUAGAGUUUCUAUGUGCUGGUGCAGAUUUUAGCUUGGAAAAGGACGUAUCAGAUAGCUUUAGCAAUAUCAAGUCAUCUACAACCACACUGCAAUCUGCUUUUCCUAAACAACAAUGUCAAUCUGAAAGGCGUCCCUUGGUUGUGGAUGAUACAGAACAACAAAGCUGUGUGACAUCUUCUGUUAUGGAUAGAGUUAGAAAAGCAAGUGGCAUUUCUUCACCAUCGGCUUCUUCCUUUCAGAGUAUGACAAGUGCAUUGAUUGGAGAAGAGAAUCAGAAAAAAGGGCGGCCUCAUACACAUCCUAGAAAGGGGUCAAAAUUGUCCAAUGAUAGCAAAAGAAGAUCCAAAGCUGUCGAUAAUCAGAAGGCUAGACCACGAGAUAGGCAACUGAUCCAGGACCGUCUCAAAGAGUUGCGUGACUUAGUUCCAGAUGGUGUAAAGUGUAGCAUUGAUGGUCUUUUAGAUAAAACCAUACAACACAUGCUGUUCUUGAGAAGUGUUACGGAUCAGGCUGAUAAGCUUAGACAAGUAGUUCAUCGAGAGGCAGACCAAGAAAAGAACUGGAAAUCUGCUAACAGAAAUGACAGUCAAAAGGGGACAAGCUGGGCUUAUGAUCUGGGAAGCGAGCAACAACUAUGCCCCAUAGUAGUUGAAGAUCUUGGAUGCCCGGGAACAAUGCUAAUCGAGAUGGUAUGCGGUGAUCAUGGAAACUUCCUUGAUAUUGCUGAGGUAAUUCGUCGUUUGGAAUUGACUAUAUUGAAAGGUGGGAUGGAGAAUCACUCGGGUAGCACAUGGGCUCGCUUCAUUGUUGAAGUUCCAAGAGGUUUCCACAGAUUAGAUAUCUUCUGGCCACUGAUGCAACUUCUACAGUAAGAUGAUCUCAUCUAUAUAAAUUUGGUUUGUUUACUUGAAACACUCCCUUCUUGGACCUAUGUAGAUUUAAAUUAUUUGCUUGAACAUGAACUGGAUUGUUGUUGAUGCUUUCUUUGUAUUUUAAGUAGAGAAGGUAUAUAACAUCAGAUAUCCGAAAUGCUAUUUUAUUCGAAUUAUGUAUAUAUAUAUAUUCAGUCUUCAUUUCAA